Dunckerocampus dactyliophorus (ringed pipefish) is the source of this 4737-nucleotide messenger RNA. Its product is annotated as adenosine kinase-like. NCBI's taxonomy places the organism in Eukaryota, Metazoa, Chordata, Actinopteri, Syngnathiformes, Syngnathidae. Bases 590 to 1663 code for a protein of 357 amino acids. The record is from RefSeq and is a predicted model, not a curated record. Gene Ontology annotation, cellular component: cytosol; nucleus. Gene Ontology annotation, molecular function: adenosine kinase activity. Gene Ontology annotation, biological process: purine ribonucleoside salvage. The transcript is spliced from 11 exons.
UCAUCUUCUAUGUAGGUUAUCCUCACAUGGGUCGCGGGUAUGCUGGAGCCUAUGCCAGCUGACUUUGAGAGGCGUGUACACUCUGGACCGGUAGCCAAGCAAUCGCAGGGCACAUAUAGACAAACAAGCAUUCACACUCACAUUCGUACAUAUGGACAAUUUUGAGUCGCUAAUUAACCUAGCAUGCAUGUUUUUGAAAUGUGAGAGGAAACCGGAGUACCCGGAGAAAACCCACACACGCACGGGGAGAACAUGCAAACUCCACACAGAAAUGCCCAACGGAUACUCGAACCCAAAUCUUCCCGAUCUCCUGACUGUGGCCAACAUGCUAACCAUAUUAGUCAUUUAGUGAGGUAAAAAGACAUAGCAGACUACUUUUGCAUGGACAUUAUAUGCAAAAUAAGAACAGUGAAGGCUAACAAUUGGGUCAAAUAGCUCCCUUCCCGGCAGUUAGUCUGUGUUUUCUCUGGACUGCAUGCUGUUGCGCCACCAUCAUCUUCAGAAGAGAAGAGGAAGCUGCGGUUUGUGCCGUCAUUCCUUGAAUGUUCACCUCCAGAGCACCAUAAAAAACUCCCCUCAUACGUAGAUCAUGUCUGACGAAGAGCCUAAUGUGCCAAAAUGGAGGAAAAUAGCGUUAAGUGAAAACACACUUUUUGGGAUGGGCAACCCCCUGCUGGACAUUUCUGCUGUGGUGGACAAGGACUUUCUUGAUAAGUAUGGAUUGAAGCCCAAUGACCAGAUCCUUGCCGAGGACAAACACAAGGCCUUGUUUGAAGAAAUUGUCAAGAGAAAAGAAGUGGAAUAUCAUGCUGGUGGUUCGACGCAGAACUCAGUGAAAAUUGCCCAGUGGAUGAUCCAGAAGCCCCACAAGAUGGCGACCUUCUUCGGCUGCAUCGGCACCGACCACUUCGGGGAGAUCCUGAAGAAGAAGGCAGAGGAAGCCCACGUGGAUGCCCGCUACUAUGAACAAAGCGAGCAGCCCACCGGCACCUGUGCGGCCUGCAUCACAGGCGACAACAGGUCCCUGGUCGCUAACCUGGCUGCAGCCAACUGCUACAAGAAGGAAAAACACCUGGACCUGGACACCAACUGGGAGCUGGUGACCAAAGCCAAGGUCUAUUAUAUAGCGGGCUUCUUCCUCACCGUGUCCCCCGAAUCCAUGCUCAAGGUGGCCAAGCACGCAUCGGAAAACAAUAAAAUCUUCUGCAUGAACUUGUCGGCGGCGUUCAUCUGCCAGUUCUUCAACGAAGGCCUGAUGAAGGUCAUGCCCUACGUGGACAUCCUGUUUGGUAACGAGACGGAGGCGGCGACAUUUGGCAAAGAGCUGGGCUUUGAGACGGACGACAUCGGCGAGAUCGCGAGGAAGACCCAGAACCUGCCCAAGGACAACCUGAUUAGGCCGAGGAUAGUGGUCUUCACCCAGGGGAAGGACAACACUGUCGCAACCACCGGUGACAAGGUGACCAUGUUCCCCGUUUUGGACAUCGACCAGAACGAUAUCGUGGACACGAACGGUGCCGGAGAUGCCUUCGUUGGAGGGUUCCUGUCUGCGUUAGUCCAGGAGCAUCCGCUGGAGGAGUGCAUCCGAGCGGGACACUACGCCGCGAACGUCAUCAUCAGACGAGUGGGAUGCACCUUCCCCGAGAAGCCGGACUUUCACUAGAUGCAUCCGAGAACAUGGUUGCAUACAGUACAUGUCCGUGUCGGGAGUUUAUGUUUUUCUACUACACAGUGACCACAAGAGGGCACAAUAAUCAACAAAUUGCUGUACUAGUAACAACUUUUUACCAAAAAUCUUCAAUUGGCAUUUUUUUCCUGUCAUUUGUAUCUUGCUAGCAAGAAGACACAAACCGCCUGAUGUCAAAAGGUAAUAAAGUUCACUUUCAAUAUGAUAUUUUUUGUGCACAGAACACAAGGACACAAUUUUAUGUGGAUCGUAAUCCAAGUUUGUGCAGUGGUACCCGUAGAUCUCAAAGUGGGCCAAAAAUGGUUUCUCUGCUUUCAGUUUUGAUGAAGUUAUUGCAUUUUUCCGCCAUAGAUUGAACGCAAUUGCAAAGACUGACCUCAUUAGUACAUCCUGAUAGUUUUGUUGGACAACUUUUAUGGUAGUUUUAUUAUUUUCAUCAUACCACCUAGACCCACCACCUGGAGUCGUUUUUUACAGUACGCUAACCAAAAUUGAGUAUGUAUGGUAAAAAUUAAGCAAAUAUGUAACAGUUUUCAAGUCAUUUUCUCACUCGAGUGCCUUGCUCAUUCCUUCUUAGGGUUGUCAUGGUAACCGAUGUCUUAAAAAAGACUAAUAUUGAUUCUAAAUAAUUGGUUUUACUGUCUUUUAUUUCCUCGGCAAUGUAGUAAAAUGCGAUAUGGUUUUACUGCACUUCUUUGUAUUAAGUAACAAAUAUAACGAGUUAAUAAUAAAAAAUAAAAAAAAGGAUGAACUUUUUACCCUAAGGUCCCAAAAUGAUCCCUCUCACAAAAGUGUAAUAAAAAUGUAAUGUAAUCAUUUUUUUUUUCACUUUCACUGCAUCAAAUACAAUGGUUGUUUGUCUAUAUGUGCUCUGUGAUUGGCUGGCGACCAGUCCAGAGUGUACCCCGCCUCUCGCCCAAAGUCAGCUGGGAUAGGCUCCAGCCUACCCCCACGACCCUAAUGAGGAUAAGUGGCAUAGAAAAUGGAUGGAUGGAUCCAGUAUUUAGUGUAUAUAUUUGGAUUAAAAGAACCCCUGGGAAAAGUGUGCCAUCAUUUAUUAAUUGCUAAAACUCUGUUGUGUAUCGAAAACAUUCCGUUUUUUAAUGGGAGUCAAUGGGACCAAAUUGUCCCUGAGAGUCCAGAGUGUGCACAUAAAGGGAAACCAUCCCACCUUGCAGUAGAGGGGAUCAUACAAUGAAACAAAAUAUAAGAAUAAACAACAAAUUCUGGGCAAGUUUGAAACAAUGCACUAUAAAAGUGAGCGAUACAUCGAGAAAAAAAACAGUCAAUAAGCAAAAUGUGAAGGUUUGGACCUCCAAUGUGGCACAUUCAUCUAAAAAAGAUGCACACCAGUUUGGAAUGGCUCCAGCAAAUUCAACCAAAUGCUUUAUUAUGCUAAUUGUGUCCAUUAAAGGGGAGGAUAGGGGCUUGGGGGGUGUUAUAGGAGCAUCCUGGGUGCGCCCCCCUCUACAAACGAACUCCAAAAGUGCCAAAAGAUGGAAUAUACAGUAGGAGCUUUUUUUAAGACGUUUCUUAGGUAGCUCUUUUUAUACCCAUCCCCCAGCUGUGCCAUCUAGACGGAGUGGGGGGUCCGCUAAGCGACUGUGGUCCAACAACCUGUUACAUCAUCUUAUCAGCUGUCAAUCAACAACAAAAAGGCUUCUCAUUAACUGUUUGUGGUGUUUUUUUUCUCCCACACAGAUGCCACUUUGAAAGAAAGUAUGUGUGUGUGCGUGUGUGCGCGGGUUUGUGAUUGGGCACGAUCACACUCAUGGGGGGCAGCUGGCUCAUUGGCCUCUCUCAAGAUGACAGAUGGCAAAACACAAACACAAAAGGGGAGGCAGCCAUGAUUAAGUCAUGAGAACGGACGCCCACAAUGGGAGGGAAAAGUCCUUUUCUCCUCACUUUCCCCGCGGAACUUUUCAUCCGUCAUGUGGAGAAAUGUGAUUAUUUAUGUAAAAAUGGCUCAAUUUUAUGAACUUUGACGGAUAUAUGAUGGUUAUAUGGUGGUAGGAAUCAUGGGGGCUGGUGUGGUGCCCCUACAGAUGGGCAGCAGUGUUGGUGAACACCAGUCUAGUCUGGUCUUGGCAAGGGCCGAGCGGGUGUCGUUUUAAGGGGGAUGGGGCACAUUUUCUCCCAUUCAAACCAUCCAAGAUGUACGUGGGGGGCACGCUAUCAGCAUCACCUGCAGCUCCCCUUCCCCGUCCUCCUCCAUGACAGAUUUACAUGACUCCCACCCAUUUUGGACAAAUUAACAAGAUGUAUGCAGAUUGCAUAGGAUGUCACGUCCCAGAGCGCCAUAUUUGUUUCUUAUGCAUGUUAGCAAGCCAGAGACAGGACCGUACCAUGUUUUUCAAUUUUGGGGCUGCAUCGUGACUCAAAAAAAGCAAAAAGAGAAAUAUAUUCCUCUAAUAAAAGUAGAAACAAAUGUCAUGAGACGUCUUUCUUUUGUUUGCCAUCCAUUUGUUAGCUACUUAGUACCAGGCUACUUCCUGGUUCAAGGACGAUGGGCUAAGAGGGAUGUUUCCGUCAUUUGCACAUGUAAAAAGAAAAUAACUUCUUCGGACAAAAUUGGAAAAAAAUUGUGGCGGGGACGUAUUUGUUUAGUUUUUGUUGGCUGUCCGUUUGUUAGCUAGCAGGCUACUUCCUGGUUUGAGGAAGACGAUGUAAAAUGGUGGGAUUGUACAAUUUUUUCACCUGGGGUAAGGGGACUGUUUCAGCCAUAUUGCAAAUGUCAAAGCUAUAAAAUAAGUUAUUUGAAAAAAAGGGGGAAAAAUUGUGGUGCGAUAUUUUUUGUCGUCUGUUUGUUUGCUAGCAGGCUACUUCCUGGUCCAAGGAGGAUUAUGUAAAACAGCAGGAUUGUACCAUUUUUUUCAUUUUGUGUAAGGAGAAUGUUUUAUCGUCAUAUUGCCAACGUCAAAACAACAAAAUAAGUGGAAAAAAUUGCGACCAGACAUAUUUGUUUUGUUUUUGUGUGUCGUCUAUUUGUUAGAUUGCAGACUACUUCCUGGUUCAAGAAAAAUACCUCUGAUAAAACAGAAAAAAAAUUA